UACCCGCCUCCUCCGCCGGUUACCAAAACUCAUUAAUAUAUUUCCCUCAUUUUACAGUUUUACACUUAAAUAAUACACUCAUUCACAACUCAUACUAUAUCUAAAAGGAAAGAGAGAGAUUCCUGUUCUCCUUGAAGAUUUAACUAUUCUGGAGGUAUUCAUUGCAGUUUCAUCGCACAGCAUUUCGAAUCGGCUCCGGAAUAGAUCGAAAGUCGAACUUCGCGAGGUGAAUGGUAGUGAAUGCGUGAGAUCUUUAUGCAAUUGCUACCAUAAUGUCUGAAAUAGCUGUCAGAGAUAAUAAUGUACCCGAGUCUCAGAAGAUAAAUGGAGGCUUCAGUAAUGGAAGCAUGGUGAAAUCUCAGGUUGAAGGUGUGAGCAAAAACAAUGAAGAAAGGCAAAGGAAAGGGAUGGCUACAGUGGUUGGCACUUCCAUUAAGAUUGACGAAACAGACAAUUCUGAAGCGGCGAUAACAAGUAUAGAAGUAGAGUACAUUGAGUCCGAGGACUUGAAAGACGUAGAAGACGUGGAUGAUUGUCUGAAGGCCCUCUUGUCAGGACUUGGCUCCAAAGACUGGGUUACAGUGUGUGACGCACUCAACAAUGUUCGCCGAUUGUCUAUAUUUCACAAGGAAGCUAUUGUUAAUAUUCUGGAUGAAGUCAUCUCCUUAGUCGUGAAAUCCCUAAAGAAUCCAAGAAGUGCUGUCUGCAAAACUGCAAUUAUGACUGCCGCAGACCUGUUCAAAGCAUAUACAGACAGCAUCAUUGAUUUGUUGGAUCCUUUGCUUGUGCAACUUCUCCUCAAAUCCUCACAAGACAAGAAAUUUGUUUGUGAGGCAGCUGAAAGUGCAUUAGUAGCCUUGACAAGAUGGGUUUCUCCCGUUCUGUUGCUACCCAAGUUGCAGCCUUACAUUACACAUAGAAAUCCUCGAAUUCGAGCUAAGGCUUCUAUAUGUAUUUCUCAAAGUGUCCCACGGCUGGGAAUUGAUGGAAUUGAAAUAUUCGGUAUAGACAAACUGAUUGUAAUAGGCGCAUCCCAGCUUAGUGAUCGACUUCCUGAGUCCAGGGAUGCAGCUCGUGCCCUGUUGCUAGAGCUGCAGUCUGCAUACGAAAAAUCUCAAGUCCCAGAACUAACUGCAGUACCUGAGCAAUCUGAAGUCCCAAAAACAACUGAUGUACCUGAGCAGCCUGUUGUAGCAUCUUGGAAGGAUUUCUGCCAAUCAAAGCUUUCGCCUUUAAGUGCUCAAGCUGUCCUUCGUGUGACCAACUCUGCUCGCGAGGAAGGCUUAUAUACAAAAGCUUUUAUCUGGUAAUAUUUUCCCCAAUUUCGUGGCGAGAUUUGAAAAGUUUUAUACUUGUAUAUACCAUGGAAGUUUGAAGUGUUUGCAGAGGCAGCAGGUGAAGCACGUAUUGGUGCUAUAGAUCCUAUGAUUUUACGUAUAUGGCGAAAUUUAAGACUAGCAAUAUUUCCUUAAUGUUUUGACGUUGUGUAUUGUUAUUUUGUGCUUGGUUGUAAAUUGUUCCGCCCGUGAGCUGUUAAGUGGAUCUACAUUUUGUUAGCAUAAUUUUCUAAAUCUUGAGGUGUUGAGUUUUCUCUUUGUGCAAAAAAACACAGUAUGCGUGUA
Salvia hispanica is the source of this 1622-nucleotide messenger RNA. RefSeq lists its product as uncharacterized. Lineage: Eukaryota; Viridiplantae; Streptophyta; Magnoliopsida; Lamiales; Lamiaceae. The record is from RefSeq and is a predicted model, not a curated record. Gene Ontology annotation, cellular component: cytoplasmic microtubule. Gene Ontology annotation, molecular function: microtubule binding. Gene Ontology annotation, biological process: microtubule cytoskeleton organization.